Messenger RNA from Gamsiella multidivaricata, 1812 nucleotides. RefSeq lists its product as uncharacterized. The coding region runs from base 203 to 1432 and encodes 409 amino acids. The transcript has 8 exons. NCBI's taxonomy places the organism in Eukaryota, Fungi, Mortierellomycota, Mortierellomycetes, Mortierellales, Mortierellaceae. The record is from RefSeq and is a predicted model, not a curated record.
CUUCACUUCCUUCACUUCCUUCACUCUCCCAUGCCUCCAUGCCACCAUUUGACUUCUCCCAGCUCAGCAGACUUUGGUGAUUUCCCACUUUCAACCCUCUUUCUCUUUCAACUCUUCACUGCCCUGAUUCAAUUACUUCAUUCCAGCAAACACACUACACAAUCGACCACGACUCUUCCCUCGCACUACUCGACUUCACGGGAUGGGUUUGAAGGGUUGGUUCCCCUUCAUUUGCAAGAAGGGAUACGAGCCCACAGUCAUUCAGCAAUCAGGAACAACAACAACCUCAACCACAUCCACCAAGAGGAUCGAUUUGCUCUCGCGGUUCUCGGUCAUUCGUACCGCCUAUACACAAAACUCUGUAGAAAAGGCCCAUGCGAUCCUGGAAAAGGAUAUUGAGCAGUUCGGUUCCAAGGAUACUGUUAUUGUCUAUGUGGAUGGAGCCCAGGCGCAAGAGAAAGAACACACCGCACAGGCUCGACAGAAGACCCGAGAGAAGGCGGCAAGCCGUUGCAAAGAGGCCUUGGACUUUCUUCAAGACAGGAUCAACCGCAAUUUAAAAGUCCGGAAACGACACUUCACAGAUGUGAAGACAAAUAUGGCAUCAACAUUCUACUGGUCCCUGCCCAUCCGAGCGUCCUUUGUGGAGUAUAUGACCCAAGCGGGAUGGAAGACUGAGGCCGACGUCGCGAUCGCUCGGGACUGCGAACCAGGCGACAUUGUUGUUUCUGCAGAUAGCGACAUGAUGGCCUACCCCAGUAUCUCAACCUUAUGGCGUCCUAUCGCCAGGAACUUGAUCUUGGUAUACAAUCUGAAGGACGUCCGUCGCACUCUCGACUUCUCAGAGGCCAACUCACAGCCCUUGCAGUUCAUCUACUCGCUUGGUGCAGCUACCAAUUACUCUGUUAUCAAAGCCAUCCGAGACAAAGACACCCUGGGUACAGUAGCCGAGUAUCUGAACGAUCCCAAGGUUGCAUCCAAGAAUGCUGCUGUCCGUAACAACGAGGAAAAGACAUUUGAAGUGGCCAUCAAAGUUUUCGUAUAUCUCAAGCAGACUCCUGUCACCAGCAGUCCCCCCUCUGUUGGAAGCCCAGCCUACGGCGAUCUUCACAGACGGUUUUUGGAUCUUUGUGCCCUGUAUAGGCAACAAAAGGAAAACGGCCCUUCACAAACGAGUCCUCCCGAGGUGCCCAUUAUACGACUGCACCACUCUCAUGCGGCGAUCAGGUUCAAGACUGUGGAGUCGCCUGCUGUGCUGAAACGUGUCUCUGGUCACUUGGGAUCAUUGCCAUCACAAGAGCUUCAGUCAGAUGUGCAGGACCAGUCAACUCAACUAGAGAGACACCCACCAUUAGCGAGGGCAAAUAUCCCAAAAAAUCAUGAGGACAGGAUCAACCCAGCGCCCACCGCCAGACAAGAUGAAGGUUUAUAAGUUUAAACCAUACAAGGAAUGGACCGACUCUCCUGAAGACUCAACCCUGGACAGUAAAGCCAAACCCAAGGUCAAGCCCAAGCCCAAGUUCAAGAUCAAGACCCUCGCUACCUCGACUGCAAAUACCAGGAAGCUGGCAGUCAUGCGCCACUUGGCUUACCAUCAUCCCACCUCGUCCCUUAAAGUUGGUACUCUGGCCGCGAACGUCAAGCGAGCAGUACCAAACAAUGGUGUUCUCCACAAGAGGUCAUACAUUGCAUCCGAGAUCUGGUGCAGGAAGCAGCCCGAGUAAAGCGGAAAGGCCAGCAAGUGAUCGGAAAGUUUGUCGACUACAUCAACAAGCAUGGACUAGGACCCAUUGAUCGUCAAUUUAUGGAUCU